Cucurbita pepo subsp. pepo (vegetable marrow) is the source of this 3777-nucleotide messenger RNA. RefSeq names its product cellulose synthase A catalytic subunit 3 [UDP-forming]. Gene Ontology annotation, biological process: cellulose biosynthetic process. The record is from RefSeq and is a predicted model, not a curated record. Gene Ontology annotation, cellular component: membrane. Lineage: Eukaryota; Viridiplantae; Streptophyta; Magnoliopsida; Cucurbitales; Cucurbitaceae. Gene Ontology annotation, molecular function: cellulose synthase (UDP-forming) activity.
GCAGCGACCCUUUCAAAUUCAAACAAAAACCAUCUUCCCGCAGCAGAGCAAAUGAUUGAGCUGCGCCGCUCGUGACCAUCUUCUCCGUUUUUCUCUCCGCCGUCCGCUACCGUCUCUUACGGCGGAGAGAUAGAGAUAGAGAUAGAGAGAGAGAGAGAGAGAGAGAGGAGAUUCUCGCGUUUCCUUGCACUUGUUCUGUCCCUUUCAUCAGACCCAUUUUCUCUCUGUCAGCAUUGUGAGCUUGUUUAUAGCCAGCUGUUUUGCCACUGCUUUAUUGACUCUUGAAACAGAGAGAAAAGAGGAGAUUCUGUAUACUCCGCUCAUUCCUCGCCCUUUCUUGCCUGUUUCUAUAUUCGAUAUUUUUGAGGAUUGAUAUCUGUUCUUAUCUGAUCAAAGAAAGGCAGCAGCUGCCAUGGAAACAGGAGAAUCUGUGGCAAAGGUUAUGAAGAACAUGGGCCCCCACACCUGUCAAAUAUGUGGAGAUAACGUUGGGAAGACCAUUGAGGGUGAAGUGUUUGUUGCUUGUGAUGUUUGCACAUUUCCUGUUUGCAGACCAUGUUAUGAGUACGAGAGAAAAGAUGGGAAUCAGUCUUGUCCUCAAUGUAAAAGCAGAUACAAGAGACACAAAGGAAGUCCUGCUGUUCUAGGCGACGAAGAUGACGUUGAGCUUGACGACGACAACGACGACGCCAUUGAUUUAAAUUACAUUUCUGAAAGUCAAAAACAGAAGCAGAAGAUUGAGGAGCACAUGAUGAACUGGCGGAUGUCAUAUGGACAAGCACAAGAUCUCCCGCCUCCAAAUUAUGACAAAGAAGUUUCUUUAAAUCACAUUCCCUUGCUCACCAAUGGGCAGGUUUCCGGAGAACUUUCAGCUGCAUCGCCCGAGCAUCAUUCAAUGGCAUCACCUGGACAUCCUCGUGGGAAGCCGAUAUAUUCUCUUUCUUACGCAGCUGAUAUCAACCAAUCACCUAAUGUGCGAGACGUGGACGCUACAAAGGAGUAUAAUUCAUCAGGGCUAGGCAACGUAGCGUGGAAAGAGAGAGUCGAUGGCUGGAAGAUGAAACAAGAGAAGAAUGCUGUUCCAAUGAGCACAGCCCAUGCUGCAUCCGAAAGGGGAGGUGGAGAUAUCGAUGCCUGCACGGAUGUGCUUGUCGAUGAUUCCUUAUUAAAUGAUGAAGCUCGUCAGCCUCUCUCGCGAAAGGUUUCUAUUCCAUCAUCAAGGAUAAACCCUUACCGAUUGGUGAUUGUUCUUCGGCUCGUGAUUAUUUGCUUUUUCUUGCACUACCGAAUAACGAAUCCUGUACGUAAUGCAUACGCUCUAUGGCUGGUAUCUGUUAUAUGUGAGAUCUGGUUUGCAAUAUCCUGGAUAUUAGAUCAGUUUCCGAAGUGGUUUCCUGUAAACCGUGAGACAUAUCUCGAUCGGCUUGCAUUAAGAUAUGAUAGGGAAGGAGAACCGUCACAGCUUGCUGCCGUUGACAUUUUCGUGAGUACAGUUGACCCACUGAAGGAGCCUCCACUUGUCACAGCCAACACUGUGCUAUCCAUUCUCGCUGUUGACUACCCCGUUGACAAGGUCUCGUGCUAUGUCUCUGAUGACGGAGCUGCCAUGUUGACAUUCGAAGCAUUAUCUGAGACAUCAGAGUUUGCAAGAUCAUGGGUGCCUUUCUGCAAGAAGUACAGCAUUGAGCCUCGGGCUCCCGAAUGGUACUUCGCUCAGAAAAUUGAUUACUUGAAGGAUAAAGUUCAUCCAUCGUUUGUCAAAGAUCGAAGAGCGAUGAAGAGAGACUACGAGGAGUUUAAGGUUCGGAUCAACGGCCUGGUAUCGAAGGCGCAGAAGGUUCCCGAAGAAGGAUGGAUUAUGCAAGAUGGAACGCCAUGGCCUGGAAAUAAUACUAGAGACCAUCCAGGAAUGAUCCAGGUUUUCUUGGGCCAGAACGGUGGACUGGAUUCUGAAGGUAACGAGUUGCCUCGAUUAGUCUAUGUAUCUCGUGAAAAACGUCCCGGAUUCCAACAUCAUAAGAAAGCCGGUGCAAUGAACGCUCUUGUUCGGGUGUCAGCUGUUCUUACGAAUGGCCCAUUCUUGUUGAAUCUCGACUGUGAUCACUACAUAAACAAUAGCAAGGCGUUGAGGGAAGCAAUGUGUUUCAUGAUGGAUCCAAACCUAGGAAAAUAUGUCUGUUAUGUUCAGUUUCCUCAAAGAUUUGACGGUAUCGAUAAGAACGAUCGAUACGCCAACCGUAAUACUGUUUUCUUUGAUAUAAAUUUAAGAGGUUUAGAUGGUAUUCAAGGACCAGUUUAUGUGGGUACUGGAUGUGUUUUCAAUAGAACUGCACUGUAUGGUUACGAACCUCCUCUCAAACCGAAGCGUCGGAAACCAGGGGUUCUGUCGUUACUCUGUGGUGGAUCGAGAAAGAAAAAUUCAAAAUCAAGUAAAAAGAGUCCCGACAAGAAGAAGUCGAACAAGCACGUGGACCCGACAGUGCCAAUUUUCAAUCUCGACGAUGUUGAAGAAGUCGUUGAAGGUGCUGGAUAUGACGAUGAGAAGGCACUGCUAAUGUCGCAUAUGACUCUCGAGCAAAGGUUUGGCCAGUCAGCUGUUUUCGUUGCCUCGACCCUUAUGGAAAACGGCGGCAUUCCUCAAUCUGCAACACCUGAAUCUCUUCUGAAGGAGGCUAUUCAUGUUAUCAGCUGCGGAUACGAAGACAAAACCGACUGGGGAUCUGAGAUUGGAUGGAUUUAUGGCUCUGUCACUGAAGAUAUCCUUACAGGAUUCAAAAUGCAUGCUCGUGGUUGGCGGUCGAUUUACUGCAUACCAAAACGUCCUGCCUUUAAAGGGUCGGCGCCUAUCAAUCUUUCAGAUCGACUAAACCAAGUUCUUCGAUGGGCGCUCGGUUCCGUGGAGAUUCUUCUGAGUAGGCAUUGCCCUAUGUGGUAUGGCUAUGGUGGAAGGCUCAAAUGGCUCGAAAGGUUUGCGUAUGUAAACACGACAAUCUAUCCGAUCACCGCUGUUCCUCUUCUCAUGUACUGUACGUUACCAGCCGUGUGUCUGCUGACAAACAAAUUCAUUAUUCCCCAGAUUAGUAACAUUGCAAGUAUAUGGUUUAUAUCCCUCUUCCUCUCCAUCUUCGCAACGGGAAUUCUCGAGAUGAGAUGGAGCGGAGUCGGGAUCGACGAGUGGUGGAGAAACGAACAAUUCUGGGUGAUCGGUGGCGUUUCAGCUCACCUGUUUGCUGUUUUCCAAGGUUUGCUCAAGGUUCUAGCUGGAAUCGACACGAACUUCACCGUCACGUCCAAGGCAUCGGAUGAAGAUGGCGACUUCGCCGAGCUUUACUUGUUCAAAUGGACAACUCUUCUCAUUCCACCAACUACACUCCUUAUAGUAAACCUGGUUGGUGUCGUUGCAGGCAUAUCUUAUGCAAUCAACAGCGGAUACCAAUCAUGGGGACCGUUGUUUGGCAAGCUAUUCUUUGCCUUUUGGGUGAUCAUCCAUCUCUAUCCCUUCUUGAAAGGUUUAAUGGGUCGUCAAAACAGAACGCCGACCAUCGUCGUCGUGUGGUCGAUUCUACUUGCUUCCAUCUUCUCGUUGUUAUGGGUAAGAAUCGAUCCGUUCACUACAACAGUCAUAGGUCCCGACGUCGAGGAGUGUGGAAUCAACUGCUAGUUUUACCAUAAAUGGAUGUAAUGGCUUAAAGUGCUUUACUAAUAGCUUGUAAUAUAAGAGUUUGAUAUGAUACAAACUAUAGAGUAUUGAAAAUAUAUAACCAUUUUAAGUACUAA